GGUCAAAGCAGCUUGCUCUCGACUCAAUCACAAUUCUGCACUGUUGACCUUGCUCAGCUUCAAUUGAUCGCUGUACAAUACUUAAGUAUCCCGAACAAAACCAUCACAUCAUAAUGUCGUCCACCCUACUCCGCAGCACACCCGCUGUCCGCGCCGCCCUGCGCACCCGGGCUGCGUCUACGGCUUCCCUCGCCGGUGCGAGCUUUGUGCGCGGCAAGGCCACGCUGCCUGACUUGCAGUACGACUAUGGCGCCCUCGAGCCCUACAUUUCGGGCCAGAUUAUGGAACUGCACCACUCCAAGCACCACCAGACAUACGUCAACGGCCUCAACACGGCUCUCGAGACGGUUGCCGAGGCUGAGUCCAAGGGUGACUACACCAAGGCUGCCUCGCAGGCGCCCCUCAUCAACUUCCACGGCGGCGGUCACCUCAAUCACUCGCUCUUUUGGGAGAACCUCGCGCCCGCAAGCCAGAACGGUGGCGGCGAACCUGACGGCGCUCUGGCCAAAGCCAUCACCAAGGACUUCGGCUCCUUUGAUACGCUUCGCAAGCAGACCAACGCGGCCCUCGCCGGCAUCCAGGGCAGUGGGUGGGCGUGGAUCGUCAAGGACAAGACAAGUGGCACCUUGAGCCUUGUCACUCGUGCCAACCAGGACCCUAUUACCGGCAACCUUGAGCCUCUCCUGGGCAUUGACGCCUGGGAGCACGCCUACUACCUGCAGUACCAGAACCGAAAGGCUGAGUACUUUGACGCCAUCUGGAAUGUCGUCAACUGGAAGGCCGUUGCCAGCCGUUUUGAGAAAUAG
Verticillium alfalfae VaMs.102 is the source of this 806-nucleotide messenger RNA. RefSeq names its product superoxide dismutase. Gene Ontology annotation, molecular function: superoxide dismutase activity; metal ion binding. Lineage: Eukaryota; Fungi; Ascomycota; Sordariomycetes; Glomerellales; Plectosphaerellaceae. Gene Ontology annotation, biological process: superoxide metabolic process. The transcript has 3 exons. The record is from RefSeq and is a predicted model, not a curated record. The coding region runs from base 114 to 806 and encodes 230 amino acids. Gene Ontology annotation, cellular component: mitochondrion.